AUGGCGCAGGUCAUCGACGGCGAGGCCAUCGCCGCCGACAUCCGCCGCGAGGUCACGGCCGAGGUCGCCGCGCUGUCCUCUGCCAACAGCAUCGUGCCGGGGCUGGCGGUGGUGACCGUGGGGAGCUGGAAGAACUCGCGGACCUACGCCGACAUGAAGUGCAACGCCUGCGCCGACGUCGGCAUCCGCUCGCUCCUCGUCGACCUCCCCGAGGACACCUCCGAGGCCGCGCUCGUCGCCGAGGUCCACCGCCUCAACGCCGACCCCGCCGUCCACGGUAUGCGCAUGCCGCCUCUCCUCCUUGCUUGA
Messenger RNA from Miscanthus lutarioriparius, 309 nucleotides. NCBI's taxonomy places the organism in Eukaryota, Viridiplantae, Streptophyta, Magnoliopsida, Poales, Poaceae. The record is from the annotation of a GenBank genome assembly.